Molecule: messenger RNA, 3962 nt
Organism: Scophthalmus maximus (turbot)
Lineage: Eukaryota; Metazoa; Chordata; Actinopteri; Pleuronectiformes; Scophthalmidae
Product: cadherin-20-like
Exons: 13
Coding region: 408-2801 (797 amino acids)
Biological process (GO): calcium-dependent cell-cell adhesion; multicellular organism development; homophilic cell-cell adhesion
Cellular component (GO): plasma membrane; catenin complex; adherens junction
Molecular function (GO): cadherin binding; calcium ion binding
Source: RefSeq, a predicted model, not a curated record
UUUCACCUGAAGAUUACUUUGUCUCACACUGAGCGCAGGAAGGAGCAGCGAGGAGGAAGGAGCUGAGUGGAUCGGGAGGUGCUAGCUCUUGCCCUCUGGUCUGUUUUUCUUCUUCAUCUUCUUCUGCACGGGAGGUCAGCUGGACUUUGCAGCAGAAACUCUGACGUGCCAGCUUCUACUUCAUAUCUGCCGCAGAGAAAAGACGAAAAAGUGAGAAAACUGGCUGCAAAGGAAGAAGUUUCACUGAAGAUCUUCUAAUAAACGGGGGAACUGACCACACCCUGGAGAACACUUCUACAUCAGUUAAACAGCUGGAGAACAGCAACCAGAGAGAAGGGAACCAGGAAAACAACUGCACUCUCAAAGAAAGAGGAAAAGUCUUUUCAGAUUCUACUCUGUGCUUCGCAAUGGGAGACCAACUGCAUCUUCCAGGAGUUGCCAGGACGUUGCUCCCUGUGGCCCUCUGCAUUUUGACCAUUCUGCCCCACAGCCUUCUGGGUAAUCCCGCAGAGGAGGAGGCCGACGCCGGCAGCUCUGCGCCGCUGCAGAGGGUCAAACGAGGCUGGGUGUGGAACCAGUUCUUUGUCCUGGAGGAGUACACCGGCCUGGAGCCGCUUUACAUCGGAAAGCUUCACUCAGAUAUGGACAAAGGCGACGGCUCCAUCAAGUACAUCCUGACGGGCGAGGGCGCGGGCACCACCUUCACCAUCGACGACAGCACGGGGGACAUCCACGCCAUCCAGCGGCUGGAUCGGGAGGUGAAGGCCCAGUACAUCCUCCGCGCCCAGGCACGCAACCGCCUGACGGACAGGCCCCUGGAGCCCGAGUCCGAGUUCAUCGUCAAGAUCCAGGACAUCAACGACAACGAGCCGAGGUUCCUCGACGGACCCUACCAGGCCACCGUACCGGAAAUGUCCAAAAUAGGAACAUCUGUGAUCCAGCUGACCGCCACCGAUGCGGACGAUCCCACGUACGGCAACAGCGCCCGCGUGGUCUACAGCAUCGUGGAGGGCCAGCCGUACUUCUCCGUGGACGCCAAGACCGGCGUGGUCCGAGUGUCCCUGGCCGACAUGGACCGGGAGACCAGAGAGAACUACACCGUGGUCAUCCAGGCGAAGGACAUGGGCGGCCAGCUGGGGGGGCUCGCCGGCACCACCACCGUCAACAUCACGCUGGGCGACGUCAAUGACAACCCGCCCAUGUUCGACCAGAGGCUGUACCAGAUGAGCAUCCCGGAGUCGGCCCCCGUGGGCUCCGUGGUGGGUCGUAUCUGGGCGAAGGACCGCGACAUCGGGCCCAGCGCUGAGAUGAGGUACAGCCUCAUCGAUGGAGACGGCAGAGACACGUUCGACAUCAGCACCGACCCCACCAGCGUCUUCGGCAUCAUCACGGUGAAAAGGCCGCUGAACUUCGAGGGCAAGCCCAGCUACACCCUGAAGGUGGAGGGCGCCAACACGCACCUGGACCCGGCCUUCCGCCACCGCGGGCCCUUCAAGGACGUCACCAUCGUGCACGUGAGCGUGGAGGACGUGGACGAGCCGCCGCUGUUCGACCUGCCGGCGUACUACGUGGAGCUCGCCGAGGACGCCGUCGUCGGCGCGCUGGUGAGGGUGGUGUCGGCGAGGGACCCCGACGCCGCCAACAACACCGUGAGGUAUUCCAUCGAGAGGUCCACCGACCCCGACAAGUUCUUCUACAUGGAGAUCACGUCCGGGUCGCUGAUGACGGGACGCCCGCUGGACCGAGAGGAAGUCGGCUGGCACAACAUCACGGUCCUCGCCAUGGAGAUGAACAACCCCACACAGAUCUCGAGUGUGUCGGUGGCUGUGAAAGUCCUGGACGUGAACGAUAAUCCGCCGCUGCUGACGCACUACUUGGAGGCUUAUGUGUGUGAGAACGCCAAAGCCGGGCAGCUGAUCCAGACGGUGACGGCGGUGGAUCCCGACGAGCCGCUGCGCGGACAUCACUUCUACUACAGUUUGGCUCCGGAGGCGGCGAACAACCCCAACUUCACGCUGCGAGACAACCAAGACAACACGGCGUGGAUCCUGACGCGGCGCGGCGGCUGGUCGCAGCAGGACCAGACCGUGUUCUACCUGCCCGUCUUCGUCUCGGACGGCGAGCAGCCGGUGAAGACCAGCACCAGCACGCUGACCAUCCGCGUGUGCAGCUGCGACCACGAGGGCAACGUCAUGUCGUGCAACGCCGAGGCCUACAGCCUGCCCGCCAGCCUCAGCAGGGGGGCGCUCAUCGCCAUCCUGGCCUGUAUCUUCGUCCUGCUCGUGAUGAUCCUGCUCAUGCUCUCCCUGCGCACCCACCGUAAGAAGCCCUUCCUGUGCGACGAGGAGGAGAACGUCCACGAGAACAUCGUGCGCUACGACGACGAGGGCGGCGGCGAGGAGGACACCGAGGCCUUCGACAUCGGCGCCAUGUGGAACCCGCGCGAGGCGCACCACCACCCGGGCAAGAUGAGGCAGGACAUGCUGCCCGAGAUCGAGAGCUUGUCCCGUUACGUCCCUCAGGCCUGCGUGAUGGGCGGCGGCGGGGACAGUAACGUUCAGGGCUACGUGCUGGCGAAGCUCCUGGAGGCCGACGUGGACCCGUGCGCCCCGCCGUACGACUCGCUGCAGACCUACGCCUACGAGGGCGAGGGUUCGGUCGCCGAGUCGCUCAGCUCGCUGCAGUCGGGGACGUCCAACACCGACCACGACUACGACUACCUCAACGACUGGGGGCCUCGUUUCAAAAAACUGGCCGAGAUGUACGGCGUGCUGGAGACAAACAGUCCUCCCAUGUGGUAGAACUCCUGAACCUUUGCCUUUUUAAAAAAAAAAUUCAUCUAAGACAAACAACAAAAAGAGAAAAACAAAUCGUCAGAGAAGAUUCAUAAACGGACAAAAAGGAAAUGACACAAUAAAUCCAGGAUGCGCUCACGUCCACAUCCACGACUGUUAGCACUGGAAGUCCUGCCGAAGCCUCGACUCUCCGCGGCCUCGGAGGCCUGAGGUUUUAAAUCUCCCCCGGAGACGGAGCUUCAGAGACGGAGCUUCAGAGACGGAGCUUCAGAGACGGGGCUGGAUCGGCAGCCUCGCGGCUUCAAAGCACAUAACACGCCCCCGUCUGACCCGGUGCACCGAGUUGAGCCAUCUAAAGCCGAGAGAUGAAAAACAAAGACUACCUGACUCAAUUCAGCACGAGAGACAGACUCUGAAAAAGCCGAUCGGACUCUUGAUGCGCCUGAAGCCACAACCAUUAAAAAAGAAUAGUGCUGCGAUCGGAGACGUCGUUGUCAUGUUGUUUCAUCCGUGGCAGGUCUUAAUUUAUGUGUCUCAUGUGCCGUAUUUAUAUAUCUUUUGCUAAAUUAUUUGGGUACUUUAAACUGCAGCCGUGCGACGAUGUCUUUAAAAAAAGAUCCUGUAACAUACCAGAUGUAAAACUGCCCUCGUUUCCUUUAAGUCUGUAAGAAAAAGAACUGUUUUUCAUUGGUUUUCCAAAAUGUCACAUUGACACGAUGCUGUAAUUUCAUGUUUGGUGUUUUUGCAUCAUUUGUAUUGUAGCUGUUUUUGUUUUGUUCCAAAAACAUGACGCAGUUCAUUCGUUCUUGUUUGGGAUGGAACCGGAUGUGUCGCGUGUUCGACGGGGACACGUCGCCCGAGUCGCCUUUCGUUUGAGAUCCACCGCCGUGCCGACGAGAGUCCGACGGCCACGAGGCUCGGCCCGUCAGAGACACGGUGACGUCGUCGUCCUCCAGAACCUGUGGGACGACAGAGACACGGAUCAUCAAAGUGCCAAAUGUAAAAAUGAAAUAAAUGUUCAACACUCCAAAAGACAAAACCAGGAGCGGAUUGAAGGUGGAACGUUUUUGAUAAUUCGACUGCGACUUUACUGCUACAGUCAAGUGGUAUGUGAAUGUAGAUACUUUUUUGUAUUCUUGGUAAUAAAAAGAAGUUGAAAAACUAAAA